Molecule: messenger RNA, 1602 nt
Organism: Spinacia oleracea (spinach)
Lineage: Eukaryota; Viridiplantae; Streptophyta; Magnoliopsida; Caryophyllales; Amaranthaceae
Product: RPM1-interacting protein 4
Exons: 4
Coding region: 212-1297 (361 amino acids)
Cellular component (GO): plasma membrane
Source: RefSeq, a predicted model, not a curated record
CCCUUUCAUUUGCAAUUUUAUUCAAUCUUCAAACCCACCUUCCCUCAUUAUAUUUCUUCUUCAACUCCUUUGCUCAAUAAUUGUUCUUCAUCAUUUUCCUUGAAAAACCCACCUAAUUUCCUCUUAUUUUUCUACCUUAAUUCUUCAUUAGUUUUCAUAUAAUAUCCUCUGUUUUCCCAGGUUUUGAUAUAUUUCUAAGUUUGCUGCUUUAAUGGCUCAGUCUAAAGUACCCAAGUUUGGUGCGUGGGAAGGUGGAGAAAACUACACAGUUUUCUUCGACAAUGCACGAAAGAAGAAGACUAAUGGACAGAUGAUAAACCCGAAUGACCCUCAAGACAUGGCUGAUAUGUUUCCACAAAUCGGAGGUCCACCACCUCAGGCUCCUAAAGCCGAACCCAAAGGACAACAAUCCAAAACCCCUGAAUUUGGUGCCUGGGACAAUGGAGAGAACGUUGGCUAUACCGAGUAUUUUGAAAGUAAAAGGAAAACCAAGAACGGUGAACCCACAGCGUCAACAAAUGAGCCACAGCUGAACCGAGACAUGCAUCCUCGUAAGGAUCCUCCAUCUAAACCAGAAGCAGCACGGGCAAAGGUGCCACCGUUUGGUGGUUGGGAGAAUGGAGGUGAAGGUGGUUAUACCCAAAGCUUUGAAAAUGUUAGGAAGAAUAAUAAUAAGAAUGGGCGUACUGUUACACCAGAACCUUCUUCUGACGCCCCUCAGUUGAACCGCGAUGUAGGUGAGCCAGCUCCAGCUAAAGAGGGCCGUGCUAAGGUGCCUGAGUUUGGUGGUUGGAAUGAGGGAGAAAAUGGCGCAUACACUGCUUAUUUUGAAAAUGCUCGGAAAAAUAAGAACGCAGGGCCUGUGCCAGACCCUGCUGAGGUCAACAAUAGAGCUCGGCCUUCUACUGGUGCUGGAACCAAAAAUAAGGCAGAUGAUCCUCAGUUGAGAAAUAAUACAAGUAGAGGGUCUAACUAUUCUGUGGCUACUUCUGAAGCUCCUUCCAGAAAUGGAAAGCAGAACACAGGGGGCCAAUCACCAAUCCAGCAGAAAGCAGGCAGGCUUCAGCAAAAACCCCCAGCUAGCCGAGGAAGUCAAACUCCAGAGAGAGGGACAGCUAUUCCAGCAUGGGGUGUCUGGAACACUGAUCCUCAGCAAGCUGAGGGUUUUACGGGUGCUUUCACAAGGGCUAAAGAGGAGAGGAACACGCCCCUUAACUCGAAUGCUCCACAACGCUAUCAACAACAACAUCAGAGAUCACAAGAGGAAAAGAAGGGAUGUUGCUUUGGUUGGUUUUGAUAAUGAUCUUCAUCUAGUUGUUUAUCCAAUAUAUACGAUGAAAGCCAAAGGCAUGGAUAGUCAAAUUAAAGAGCAAAAAAAGGAGGUUGAAGAACAAGAAUGAUGAUUUUCUGACUGUGGGUGUUACUGUGUGCUUUUUCAUUUCUUUUUGGGGGGGAGGGUUGGGUGGUUCAUUAGUUACUAUUUUUGAGGAUCCUAUAUAUGAUUAAGAUUCUUUGAAGUUGUUGGCAAAUGUUUUGAAGUAGACUAUGGACUUCCCUUUGUAACAAUCUUGUUAUACAUAAAUUUGAAGCAAAUUUCUUGAA